This is a messenger RNA of Psilocybe cubensis, 966 nucleotides long. RefSeq lists its product as uncharacterized. Bases 1 to 966 code for a protein of 321 amino acids. The record is from RefSeq and is a predicted model, not a curated record. NCBI's taxonomy places the organism in Eukaryota, Fungi, Basidiomycota, Agaricomycetes, Agaricales, Agrocybaceae. The transcript has 3 exons.
AUGCGCAGAAAGCCAUCCUCUCAGGCUGUCUCGAGUUUAGAAACCAUCUUUUUGCAGGAGGAAGGUGAUAUUGCUCUUGCCGAGGAAGAGCUGCGCACCGCGCGUUUGAAGUACGAACGGGUCUUUGAUGAAAGCUUCACUGUUCCAGAUGUCCUGCGCCACGUAUACCCCUCCCUUACUUUAGCAGAACUUCAAGUCAGGGGGAGUAUGGAGCAAAUUGAAGAGGCAAAGUACGAGUAUGACGACAACAACAACAAUUCCGUGACUGCCAGCUCAUCACCUGCUUUGGAAUAUUGUUCUUUGUCAAGUGUCCCCUCUACCCCUGUUUGUAACAACCACUCGGCAUACAUUCAGGCUGCUCAAAGUACACCCUGCCCUUCAGCAUCGGGCAAAGGCAAAGCUCAGUGCUCCAAACCUCAUCUCCAGCUUGGAUCUCCGUUCAAGUCUCCACCUCCCUCUGGUCAACCCCCGAGCUACAGUCUCUUUCCCAUCUCCACAUCCCUUACUCCGCAGACUCCCAAGAAGUCGGUGCACGUCAAGGCCCUGUCAUAUACCCCAUUGUCUUCUACCCAGCCUAGUCAGUCUUCGUCAACCCUUUGUUAUGAUGCUCAGAUCUUACGCACUCCAUUCACUGCUAUGUCCUCUACACCAUCCCUUCAGACUCUCCUAGAGUGGGCCCCCGUGUCUACCAAACUUAAUGUUCCUCACUAUACUGUCCGGGUUAGACGGCGUGUUGGCUUCUAUUCCAGUUGGAAUCUUGCUAGCUCGCUGAUUGAAGGCAUUGAAAAUAAGUGUUCGUGGAAAGGGUUUUCUAAUUAUGAUGAGGCUGCCGAGGACUAUUUUAGAAGCCGCACCCUCAGUCUUGUUCGCGUUCAUAGAGAACCUUAUGAUGAUGACACUAUCUUUGGGCCUCGUGAGUUUGCUGAAAAUAUACUAGCACGUGGUAGUAAAGGUCAGGCAAAGUAA